Messenger RNA from Salvia miltiorrhiza (redroot sage), 1146 nucleotides. RefSeq lists its product as uncharacterized. NCBI's taxonomy places the organism in Eukaryota, Viridiplantae, Streptophyta, Magnoliopsida, Lamiales, Lamiaceae. Bases 1 to 1146 code for a protein of 381 amino acids. The transcript has a single exon. The record is from RefSeq and is a predicted model, not a curated record.
AUGGCCUGCAAGAUUGACAUUAAAAAGGCCUUUGAAACUUUGUGUUGGGACUUCUUACUGAAUGUUCUUAGGGUCGUGAGGUAUAGUGAUCGCUUCAUUAACUGGAUUGACAUCAUUCUUAGAUCGGCGCGGCUUUCGAUUCUCUACAAUGGGCAGCUUUAUGGUUGUUUUGCUUGCUCUCGUGGCGUGCGGCAGGGAGAUUCUCUUUCUCCUAUCCUUUUUGGGAUUGCAGAAGAUGCUUUAAGCAAGCUUUUCCAUAAUUGUGUUGGUUCUGGGCACCUCGCCCCGAUGCCUUUGCAACGGGGGGUGUCUUUCCCCACGCACUUGCUGUAUGUUGAUGAUAUCCUAGUUUUCUGUAUAGCUUCUGUCUCCAAUGCUGAAACUCUUCAUCGCAUCUUUGAGUAUUAUGGCUUGAUCUCAGGUCAUAUUGUUAGCAAGGAGAAAUCUCAGGUCUUAUUCUUUGACCGUGUCCCACCUCACACUAGACGUUUGAUUGCUCGCUGUUUGGAUUUCUCCAAAGGAACUUUUCCUUUCAUUUAUUUGGGUGUUCCUAUCUUUCGAGGGAAAGUUUGGGCUUAUCAUCUCCGCGCCAUUCAUGAUCGUAUUCUUGAUAAGUUCUCGAGAUGGAAGGGUCUUCACCUUUCUAUGGCAGGUAGGAUUUGUCUCGUUAAGAUCGUGAUUCAAAGCUCUAUCACACACUCGAUGAUGAUUUAUUGCUGGCCUAGGUCUCUUCUUAAAGAGCUGGAUUCCAAGUGUCGUAAUUUCAUUUGGAAGGGUGAUGUUAAUAAAAAGCCUACUUGUUCUGUCAGUUGGGCUCGACUUUGUGCUAUCAAGGAGGAAGGUGGGCUGGGUAUUCGCUCGUUCACCCUGAUGAACAAGUGCUUUCUCAUGAAGCUAGCCUGGAGAGUGACUGAUGGUCAGAGCUUUGGCUUUGACAUUAUACAUGCUAGGUAUCUUACUCGGUGCUGUAAGGUGAGGUCGCAAGCUUUAACCUCUAUGAUUUGGUUGGGUCUCCGUCAGGAAGUGGCUGGUUUGGUGCAUGAUUCUUAUAGCUAUAUUGGUGAUAGUGCCUCGACUCGCUUCUGGACUGAUGAUUGGCUGGGUUACCGCCUUGUCGAUAAGUGUGACAUCCCUUAUUUUAUGUAG